CCACCUUUUCCCCGUUUGCGCAUUCUUACAAGUCGCCGAAAGGACAUAUGAGUGGCUGCUGCUUUCUAGACUCCUUGUUUCUGUACCUUUCCGUUGGUGGAACAGGCUAAAAGAUCGAGAGAAGAGUUUUACUUCAUUCCCGAGUUCCUGACACUGCUCCCAGGGGUUCAGCACCAACGUUUCUCAGAACGUCCCUUCCUUGAAUUGUUGAGCGUUGUUUUUCUGUAAUUUAUCUCAGAAGCGUCCUGUAUGGAUUCCCAGUUACACUCACAGGCUGUAUGGGUGUCUUCCUGUCUCAGAACCUCCUAUUUUGCUCCACCAUUCCUUCCCGGUCGUUUGCUGUCCCUCUCCAGAGACGUCUGACGGCUGUUGUGGAGAACUCUUCACACUGCAGCGUCUACGCUUUUCCAAGUGCCUGCUGCGGCUCACUGCCAGUUCACUCUUCAGAUGUCUCCUCUCUUUCUCGGCUGUAAACUUCUGUUCGGGGUAUCUACCCGUGCUGGGUCGCUCCGUUUCCAGAAGGAAACGCUUUUCUGAAACCUUUCACGCUUUGGCAGAGACAAACCCCGCGCUCGACUCUUCCCAGUUCCACUGUCUGCUUUGUUUUUUCUACAGUUCUUUCUUCUCUCAGACUGUUUCGUUCGUGGAAAUACCUUUUCUACAGCUCCGUUUCGUUUCCUGAACUCUUCAGAUUUGUAGCGCGUGUCGCACACCUUUCCAAAUCGUUUGUGGCCAAGAUGAUGAAGAAGUUUUCUCUCGAAGAGAUUUCCUCCCAGAACGUCGCCAAGUCCUCAGCCCAUCGGGCCAUUCGAGCUCAGAUUCUCAAGCAAUACCCGCGGCUGGAACAUGUGAUCGACGACAUCAUUCCGAAAAAGACUCCCUUGACUUUGGUGAAGUGUCAACGACACAUCACGAUGAUCGCCAACGGCAAACAAAUCCUUUUUUUCCAAAGUCGCGACGGCCCUUGGGUGCCGACGCUUCGGCUGCUGCACACAUACCCGUCGAUGAUGCCAAAAAUGCAAGUUGACAGAGGCGCGAUCAGCUUCGUUCUGCGCGGUUCGAAUAUCAUGUGCCCCGGCCUGACGUCACCAGGGGGGCGCAUGGAGAACGUCGAGGCUGGAGAUGUGGUGCAAGUCACUGCAGAGGGGAAGUUGAACGCUUGUGCGAUCGGCAUCGCCACUAUGUCGACAAAGCAAAUCUUGCAAGACAACAAGGGCAUUUGCAUUGAGAGCUAUACUUAUCUGACCGACGGGCUGUGGCAGGUCCCCGAACUCGACUAAGGGCACGGUGGCGUUUGCGGUUCCACCCUUUAGAAAAAUCUCGUUCUAGGUCUGAGACCGAGGAUGUCUAAAGAAUUUUUUUUCCCGCCUUUCGCCGACAAAACGUGGUGAAAGACUCUUUGUGCGCCGUCGUAUACUUGGAGUUAGCGGUGUGAAAGACCGUCUGUUGGUUGUCUCUUUAAACACAAGGCGCGUGGUGCUCUACAAAACACCAGGCGCUUCCGUAGUCCCGUGGGCUCAUUUUGGUGGCAGGAGAGCUGAAUUUUUUCUCUUGCAUGAAUAAAGGCAGCUUUCGAUUUUGGGGCAGAGUUGCUGCCAUAGAGAAAGCACAAAUGGUCACUGUAACACGUGACACAAGCGUAGUAAGCGGGUGGAGCAGAACGGCGAUUCAGGUAAAAAGUGUCAGCCCACGUACCAAAAAACUGUUUUGCAUGCGCACAACAAAGGAUGCGAACAAAAUAAGCUCUCGAAACACUCUUAACAAUAACAAUUACACUUACGAAAGAGGAUUAGGGGGGGUGCCGCUCGGACCUGGGUAGAGCCUCUAAAUUCCUCCCCAACAAUGUAGCGCAUCGCAGGUCUGCCGUCCGUAUGCGUUCCAUCGAAUGUUGGCAUCGAAAUGUCUUCGACCGUCGACAAAUUUGGAAUUUAUGAACAUUCUGUAGUCUCUCGGCAACGCAGGUCAGACUACAUAACCGAACACCGGAGUAUUUAGAGACCGGAGAAACCCACGAAAGUUAGACAGCGCUUAGCAGUGAUACGAAACACGCACCUACGCAUAGGACAGUUCCUACAUGCGGCAGGGCGUCGAAUGUUGCACUUUGAAGGGCUGAAUAUUCCUCAUUUAGGUCAAGGAAGUCGGAAACAACAAAGCAGCCGAACAAUUUUCUCACAUUUUAACAUCCCUGCUGGCUUUGAAGCACAAACUCACGCUCGGCACGACGGCAGCGAGCAGAAAUUGCUUUACCUCUGGAAGUCGACAGAACUAGCAUGGGGACCUCUCAUGUCACACAGCACUGGCUCGGCACGCUCUGAACCAUCCAAGCAAAUCCCGAAAAGAAAAUAACUAAGAAAAACGUAAGUCCGGAGGAAUAGUCUCGCAGUUGAAAUGCUGUUACCGCCGGACUACACGGGAACGAUCGUCAGGGCACUCGGGAAACCCAUCAACUUACUGUAGCGAACCGUCAAAUCUACAUGGCGAUCGACGACGCCUAAAACCGCCUCUGACAAUGCAAUCCUCGCAGUUGCGGUGCAGGGAAGCUUCUAUAACACACCGAGCACACCUGGUGAGUAUGUCGUUGUACGGCACGAGAAGUCACGGUACGGCAAUUGAAUUGCGAGGUAAAAAUUCCACGGGCCCGAAACAGGUUCCAGGUUGUGCGCCUCGGGAUCUGGGAAGAAACGGCCCUCAGGAUGUUAACGUCUUCGAUCAGCUCGUCAUCUACACCCGCCCGAUCCCUUAUGGAAAAGGUGACUACACGGAAAAUGGUGAAUAUUUGACAACCUGAUCCUGAUCGGACAAUUUCUGACAUCUGUUGGGUGUCUCGUAUUGCAAACUACACAGCGGCAUUCGCUAUUCUUCUCUGAAUUUCGCUAAUAAGACAGCAGUU
Molecule: messenger RNA, 2890 nt
Organism: Toxoplasma gondii ME49
Lineage: Eukaryota; Apicomplexa; Conoidasida; Eucoccidiorida; Sarcocystidae
Product: cell cycle regulator protein
Exons: 6
Coding region: 738-1280 (180 amino acids)
Biological process (GO): formation of translation preinitiation complex
Molecular function (GO): RNA binding
Source: RefSeq, a predicted model, not a curated record